ACAUCUGGAAUGCGUCAGAGGAGGGGACUCGACAUCUGCAUGUCUGAGAUCAGAUAACAGGCAGACCGCCGAGCGUCUCAGCCCUUCUACUGCUGAUACUACAACCACUGCUACUACUCUACCACAACUGGCGCUUCUGCGACUGCUGUGAAACCGCAGGACUGUUAGAGGAAGGGGAAGACAGUUGCUGCUGCUGCAGCAGAAAAACAGAGAUAGGAGCAGAGGUGUUGGAAAGAAGAAGAGAACAGCAGGAGCAGAAAAGGUGUAAGCAGUGUACGAAAAGAAGAAGAUGAGGGUGUUUUUCGGGACUCUGGUCUCCGUCUCUCUGCUGUCGUUGGUCUGCAGCGUUUCUCCGUCUUCUCGGCCUGCAGACGAAUGCUCCGGGAUGUCUCUCCGUCUACGGGCGUUCAAGCUGAUGACCACGUGUAACUUCACCACUCUGAAGGAGAAGCAGCUGAAGGAGAUCCAGGCUCCGACCACCAACCUGUACCUGCCGAUCCUGUACCUGCUGGCCUUCAUUGUGGGUCUCCCCUCCAACCUGCUGGCUCUGUGGGUUCUGGUGUUCAGGACCAAACCGCAGCCAUCCACCACGCUGCUGAUUAACCUGACGGCCGCUGACUGCCUGCUGCUGCUGGUGCUGCCAUUUCGUAUUGUGUACCACUUCAGGGGGAACCACUGGGAGCUGGGCGAGCCGUUCUGCCGCGUCGUCAUAGCGAUGUUUUACGGCAACAUGUACGGGUCUGUGUUGUGUCUGGCACUUGUGGCUCUGGACCGAUACAUCGCUUUGGUUCACCCAUUUGGCGCCAAGACGCUGCGCAGCCAGCGGACGUCCCUGUACAUGACGGUGGCGGUGUGGGCUGUGGUGCUGGCCGCCAUGCUGCCGCUGCUGGUGUCGCAGCAGACCUACGUGCUGGAUGAGCUGCGGAUCACCACCUGCCACGACGCACUGCCCGAGGAGGAGCAGGAGAACUACUUCCUGCCGUACUUCGCUUCCUUGUUCUCUGUCUGCUUCCUGCUACCCUUCGUGGUUGUCCUGUUCUGCCACGGCGCCGUGCUGCGCACCCUGUUGGCUGAGGGGAAGCGCUACGGUCACGCCGUCCGGGUGACGGUGCUGGUCCUGCUGGUCUUCAUCGGGUGUCUGCUUCCCAGCAACAUCCUCCUCCUCCUCACCUACGCUGACAACUUGCCAGACGGAGACGGCGAGGACAUCUACGUCCCGUACAUGGUUAGCUUAGCAGUUAGCACCUUCAACAGCUGCAUCGACCCCUUCAUCUUCUACUACGUGUCGGGGGAGUUCAGGGAGAAGGCCAGGAGCACUCUGUGCUGUCGCAGCGUCUCCGGAGACAGAGCGUCCUCUCUGGGGAACAAUGUGUCGUACUCCUCAUCAUCAUCUGGUUUGAGGUCAAAGGUCACCCUGCUGUCUAAAUCCAGUCAGCGGGGGAUGUCGGAGACGGUGUGAGGACGCGUCAGAACCACAGGUCUUUCUCAGUCUGAAACCAUGUGAAUCGUCAUCAGUCAUGGGCCUGUUCACGUUCAGAUGAGCUGAAGAGGUGUCACUCUGCCUGUUAUCAGGAUACUUUUGACGAGUAUCCCAGCAUGCAUUUCACACCAACCAGCCAUGAUUUUGAGUCAAACUCAGAGCUGUUUCCAUUUUCCUCGUCGAAGCUGUUUUUAUGACACUUUAUUAAGUUCUGACAUUUCUUUCAGGCGAGACAGUUUAGAUCUCUCAGAUGUUCAGUUUAUGAAAAUAAAUUCACUCUGAUGUUUUCAGAGACAUGAGGACCGACCAUUCAUCUCAGCAGCAAACAGGCCGACUCCUGGGUUGAGCUUUCAGUCAGAGUCCAUGGUCAUCCUCCUCUGGACAACAGUUUUGAUAUGUGAUCUAAUUCCUUCUGGAAGAUAACGUUUGGUGUCAGAGUGUGAAAUAGAGCUGUGAGGUUGGACUUGAUGUACUCUUUUCCGAGAAAAGCCUCACGUUUACCUGUCACCAGGACAAAGUGACGGUCACAUGACUGCUGAUAUCAUCACAGCUGUCACUCAAACAUCUGUGAACGUCUCAUCUGACAUGGAUCACUUCUCCUUUAACCUGAGAACAUAAUCCAUGAUACGAAGGCAUUAUUGAUCCCUGAUGACUUGAUCCAUUGCGAUAAAAAUCAGUUGAUAUCUGAUAUCAUCCUCGCUUUAUGAUUAUUACUUUUGUUUAUUUACACAUGAAUAAAAAUGAGAAAGAAAAUAAGCGUGAAGAGAAGAUUAGUUCUGCUCCGGUGUGUAUCUCUGAAUACUCUGCUGAACCCAGUGCAGAGUAUUAAACCUGUUUCCUACAGAAAUCAGCCUGUUUUGAAAUUUCCCCAAAAAUGUCAUAUUUAUUUUGAAUAAUAAACCUUAAAGGUGGAGUCAGUGAUUCUUAUCCAGCACACUUUUUGUCAGAUUCAGUGAAUAUGUCCUCCCGGUCCAUUAGCUGUCCGUUCUCUGUGUGUGCUGAAAAAAAUAUCAGGUGUUCCUACACAGCCUUGGUUCUGUAAACGGGAAACAGACAAAGUGGGUUGGACCAAGUCACACAACACUAUUCCAGCCAAUCAGCAACAGGGGUUGCUCAUGCUUGUGCACAGAACAAGGAAAAGAAGAAGAGGGGAGACGGUGGGAAAGGGGGCGGCGGGAGCGAAAGGCGGUAAAUCUGGCACAUGCUAAUGGAUAGUGCCAAUUUAAGGAUUAAUGGGGAGGAGCAGGAGCAGGAGCAGUUUGCGCUUCUGUCACCGCCAGACCAUGUAAAGUUUCGAGUUCUGAAAUAAAAUAUAUCUUCAGUUAUAAAACAAGAGCUAUCCUUUAAAUUCAUUCACAGAUUUGUUUGCCUUCUAGUCAUCAUCUUACAAGAUUUGUUAAAACCACUGAUACCUUUUCUUUUGUGAGUGUCACUCACUUUUUUACUGUCAGUGCUGUAGAAGUGUUUGGAAGGAUCUAAUUGCUGUUGUAAUUCCGAAAGUUAUCUUUCUCUCUUUCUGAAAUGGGAAAAUGUUUUUUCUGGCUUCUUUGACCAAAGCAGGAAUAAUAAAGACAAAUUCUAUGAUCAAUCUGAUCAUACAUAUGGAAAAAUUGUAUUUCCACAAGUGUAAAUGCUCUGACAGCAAAGCCCUUUUUCCUGCUUUGGUUAAUAAGAUUAAAAACUACAUCUGUAUUAUUUCUUACAAUGUGAAUAGAAAAGCUGUCAAAAUGUAAUGCAUCUGUUUGUCUUUUGGUCCUUUUAUGUAAAUAUGUGUCUUCUUGGUAAAACCUCCGCAGCCUAAACACUGGCUCUACUUUAUUUUGCUGUCUGCUUCUGUAACCUUAAUUUUGCUUGGUGUUAUACGCAUCUGUUUGCUUGUUCUGAGUU
Xiphias gladius (swordfish) is the source of this 3367-nucleotide messenger RNA. Its product is annotated as proteinase-activated receptor 4. NCBI's taxonomy places the organism in Eukaryota, Metazoa, Chordata, Actinopteri, Istiophoriformes, Xiphiidae. The transcript is spliced from 2 exons. Bases 290 to 1459 code for a protein of 389 amino acids. Gene Ontology annotation, molecular function: thrombin-activated receptor activity. Gene Ontology annotation, biological process: blood coagulation; positive regulation of Rho protein signal transduction; phospholipase C-activating G protein-coupled receptor signaling pathway. Gene Ontology annotation, cellular component: membrane. The record is from RefSeq and is a predicted model, not a curated record.